Molecule: messenger RNA, 1625 nt
Organism: Impatiens glandulifera
Lineage: Eukaryota; Viridiplantae; Streptophyta; Magnoliopsida; Ericales; Balsaminaceae
Product: cytochrome P450 CYP72A219-like
Exons: 5
Coding region: 55-1596 (513 amino acids)
Molecular function (GO): heme binding; oxidoreductase activity, acting on paired donors, with incorporation or reduction of molecular oxygen; iron ion binding
Source: RefSeq, a predicted model, not a curated record
CAUACCCUUCCCUGUUUCUGAAAAUAUCAAUAGAAGAAGGUUUCAUCUCAAAAUAUGGAAGUCAAGAUCAGUCUGAUCAUUGCUUUAACACUCAUAAUACUACUACUACUAUACAUGUGGAAAGCUCUGGAUCGCCUAUGGUUGAAGCCUAAAAAGCUAGAAAAGUUGCUGAGACUGCAAGGUCUCAAGGGAAACCCCUAUAGGUUGUUCUAUGGAGAUACUAUAGAUAUGGCUACUAUGGCAAAAGAAGCAAGUUCUACCUCUCUAAACGUAACCGAUGACAUCCUGCCUUUUGUUUUGCCAUUCCACCAUCAUAUCAUGAAGAAACAUGGUAAAAAUUGUUUUUCAUGGAGCGGGCCACUUCCGAGGAUUAACAUCAUGGAUCCUGAGCUUAUAAAUGAAAUAUUGCUUAAGAACAAUACAUUUAGAAAACCAGAGCAGAGCCCUGUUCACAAAUUAUUAAACACAGGCCUUGUAACAUAUGAGGAUGAGAAAUGGACCAAGCAUAGGAAAAUUAUGAAUCCAGCUUUCUAUGCAGAGAAGUUAAAGCAAAUGUUGCCGCACAUAUAUACAAGCUGUAGGGAGAUAAUAAACAAAUGGGAGGAACUAAUCCCAAAAGGAGGAUCAAGUGAGGUGGACGUGUCGCCAUAUCUGCGUAACUUAACAUCGGAUGUGAUUUCUAGGGUUGCAUUUGGAAGUUGCUAUGAGGAAGGAAGAAGGAUAUUUGAGCUCCAACAGGAACAGUCUCAACUUGUAUAUGUUGCUAUGCAGUCACUGAUUCCAGGAUGGAGGUUCUUGCCAAACAAGACAAAUAAGAGAAUGAAAGAAAUCUACAAUGAGAUAGAUAGUCUUGUGCUAGGCAUAAUAGAGAACAAGAUGAAGGCCAUGAAUGUAGUUGAAGAAGAAGGUGAUGGAGAUUUAUUAGCUAUGCUGUUACGAGCAAAUCUGGAAGAAAUUGAAGAACAUGAUGCUGGAAUGAGUAUCAAGGAAGUAAUAGAAGAAUGCAAGCUAUUCUAUUUCGCAGGGCAAGAGACAACUGCAAAUCUACUAACAUGGGCUGUAGUUUUAUUAAGCCAACACCCGAAUUGGCAAGAACGUGCAAGGGAAGAAGUUCAGAAAGUCCUAGGUGAAAGAAAACCAGAUUACGAAGGGCUAAAUCGUCUGAAAGUUGUAACGAUGAUAUUGAACGAGGUUCUAAGAUUAUAUCCACCAUCAAUAAUGCUAAUGCGAAUUGUUCAUGAAGAGACGAAACUAGGAGAGAUGACCUUACCUGGUGGAGUGCGAGUGAUAGUGCCGACGAUCUUCGUUCAUCGUGAUGAAGAAGUUUGGGGUGAAGAUGCAAAGGAAUUCAAACCGGAGAGAUUCAGUGAAGGAAUAGCGAAGGCGAUGAAGAAACAAGUUUGUUUCUUCCCUUUUGGAGGAGGUCCUAGGAUAUGCAUAGGGAACAAUAUGGCAAUGUUUGAAGCAAAGGUGGCUCUAGCGAUGAUACUUCAACACUUUAAGUUUGAGCUUUCGCCAUACUAUAAUCAUGCGCCUGGAUUUGUUGUAACCCUUCGUCCUCAAAAGGGAGCUCACCUCAUAUUGCAUAGAAUCUAGAUCAUCUUCAUUUCUACCGGAGGAGGAUA